AUGGCUUCCAAGUUAACUUCUGCCAUCGUAAAUCCCACUUUGACGCACAAAGCGACCGUCAUCUUUCUUCAUGGUCUUGGUGAUUCUGGUCAUGGCUGGUCAUUUAUGGCAGAGCAGUUCAAGUCGAUGGGUCAUGUAAAAUGGAUAUUUCCUAACGCACCAAUCGCUCCUGUGACUGCAAACAAUAACUUCAAAAUGCCUUCUUGGUUUGACAUAUAUUCUUUUGAUAAUUUGAAUAAGCAAGAUGAAGAAGGGAUCCUUCAUUGCGUCAACAUGCUUCACCAAUUGAUAGACGCUGAAGUUGCUGCAGGAAUUUCCAGCGACAAAAUCUUGAUCGGAGGUUUCUCUCAAGGUUGUAUGGUUUCCCUCUUUGCAGGAUUGACAUAUCCUAAACGCUUGGCUGGUAUCAUGGGCCAUUCUGGCUUCCUUCCACUUGAGCACGAGUUUCCAAAGAAUCUUUCAAAGGUUGCUAGAAACAUUCCUAUUUUUCUGGGUUAUAUGAAUAACGAUCCCAUUGUUCCUUCUGCUCUUUCUAGUGCUUCCGCAGAAUAUAUGAAGCAAAAGCUCCUUUUGAAUUGUAUGAACAAACUUUAUGACGGAGACAUGCAUUCCCCCUCCCCGGAAUCUUUCCUUGACAUGUAUAAAUUUGCACUUUCUACAAUUGGAACCGAUUAG
Messenger RNA from Schizosaccharomyces osmophilus, 675 nucleotides. RefSeq names its product palmitoyl-(protein) hydrolase. The record is from RefSeq and is a predicted model, not a curated record. Gene Ontology annotation, cellular component: cytoplasm. Gene Ontology annotation, molecular function: palmitoyl-(protein) hydrolase activity; carboxylic ester hydrolase activity. The transcript is spliced from 5 exons. Gene Ontology annotation, biological process: protein depalmitoylation. Lineage: Eukaryota; Fungi; Ascomycota; Schizosaccharomycetes; Schizosaccharomycetales; Schizosaccharomycetaceae. The coding region runs from base 1 to 675 and encodes 224 amino acids.